Messenger RNA from Trematosphaeria pertusa, 948 nucleotides. RefSeq lists its product as uncharacterized. The annotation marks the transcript as partial. Lineage: Eukaryota; Fungi; Ascomycota; Dothideomycetes; Pleosporales; Trematosphaeriaceae. The record is from RefSeq and is a predicted model, not a curated record. The transcript is spliced from 5 exons.
CGCCGACGAGUCUAUUUCGAGCCAGACGACACCGCUUCCGAGGAGCUCUGGGACAAGCGCUGCUGUACCGGAGCCAAGCUGGUGGCCGCGAUGCUGGGCUCGGAUGAGGAGGCGGGAAAGAUGUAUCAGGACCAGAGGACACCCCCAUCGCUGGCAAGCAGGUGGCAAGGAGACCUGAAACAGGAGUUGGAGACAUGGGGCUGGAGGAAUGCCGACGCAGAUGAAGAAUUUUGCGCCGAUUUCGACGAGUACUGGCAUACGGUCGACUCGAUGGAAGCACUCGGACUCAAUAGGCGCCCAAAGUCGGAGGGUGGUGACAACAUUUGCUAUCGCGUUGAACACGGUGAUACCCAGAAAAAGGACGACAAGGAUAACAGAGUCCCGAUUUACAAACAAACGUACAAGGUUGGCGACAAAGAGUACACGGCUACGGGCGCACACUUCCAAGGGGCCGUAAAUCCGGUUGGUGGAGUGAUAUUUGGUCAGUAUCUCUUGAGUGCACCGCAUGCUGCCGAGGAAUACUGGUAUCGUAAGCCAAAGGUCGAUGAGCUCCCAGAGUUGAGAGCAAUGUCCGACGUCAUGUGGGGCUGGUGGAACAGAGACAAUCCCAAUAUUCGCAACAUUCGUUACUUCUGGAUGCAACAAAUAGCGAAUGAGGACACCCUCCAACUCAUCGCUAGUGCUCUGAAGAACGCUAAGAAGGAGUUGAGGGGAUGGCCUGGAACAACUUUCGAUCUCAACUCCAAGGAAGGGCAAGCACUUCUAGGAUCCCCAAAUGGCGCCGGUUUUGGCUACUUCCUUGCGCAGCACAAGGCCCAGCUGGGCAACAAGUGGAUUUCGAAAGUCACGGUAUUCAUCGGCAACGAUAAUGUGGCUGAUUCCGUCAGUAUCGCAAAUGCAGACCUCCUCUUCCACGUAGAGGAUGCGCCCGAGAAAGAACCGGAAGAC